GUGGAGAGCUAAGGCCAGAGAGAGAGAGAGAGAGAGAGAGUCAGAGAGAUGUAGAGAUUGUUUUAAAAAGGCAUACCUGCACAGCUGCACCUGUUCAGCAGGUUGGGUUGGAUAAACUUUGCAGGUGGGGUCAACGGCACAAUGACUGAAGGAAGCCAAAAAAGGAUAAGUGACAAGCACACACAAGGAUUAAGAGAAGACUGUACAGAAAGAGAGAGAAAGGCACUGAGAAAAUCCUGGAAAUAUCCUGCACUUGUUUAUCUGACGCCGGAAAAGUCUUUCCUCUGAAAUUACUCCAGUCAGAACAGCUUAAACUGCAUGCCUAUGGCACUGGCUGCUGCCUUUCUGUCUGAAGACCAGUUCACCUGCUCCAUCUGUCUAGAGGUGUUUAACAACCCAGUUUCAACACCAUGUGGCCACAGCUUCUGCCAGGUCUGCAUUUCUUCCUACUGGGAUGGAGGAAGACAAGGAGGAGGAGGAGGAGCCAAAAUCUACCAGUGUCCCCUUUGCAAGGAGUCUUUCCGCAAACGACCAGAGCUUCAUAUCAACAGAACCCUGAAGGAAAUCACUGAACAGUUCAAGAACAUGGCCAACGCUAGAGUUCUCAUGGAUGGAAGAGGUGCAGCAGGAGUGGAGGAUCCCAACUGGCAUCCUCCGCCUCAACAUCAUCCGGCCCUGACUCUGCCCCAAAGGCUGGGGGAGAUGCCUGAGGGCAUCUUUGCCGAGAUGAUGACCCGUUUUCAGCGGCUGUCGACUCCCGGGGUAGCCCACGGCGCCAUCUCCCAUCCCAAUGACCCUCCCCCACAAAGCCCCGGUCCAGUCAAUGCUCACUUGUCUUUCAAGGCUCAAAACAGUCAGCACAAUGACCCACCUCCACCUUACUCGCCUCCCCGCAGGUAUACUCUGAGUGGGCCCAGUGACUCUUUGCCCAAUCUGCCUCUGUGUCCCACCCACUUGAGAGGUCUGGAAUUCUUUUGUCGUACUGAUAAUACCUGCGUUUGCAGCGUGUGCAUGGAGGCAGCAGAGCAUCGAGGACACAACGUCAUCCCUGCCAAGAGAGAGUGGCACAUCAAGAAGUCCCAGCUAGGUAUUUCAGAGGUGGAGCUGAAGGAUCUCAUUUGUGAGAGAGAGAGGAAAGUGGAAGAAAUACAAAACUCCUUGAGAGAGAUACAGGCAGCUGCUGAAGCAGAGGCAGAUGGAGCUGUUUGUGCUUUUUCCAAGGUGAUCUCCAGUAUGGAGCGAUGCCAAGCUGAAAUCUUGGAGAUGAUCGAGAUGAGUCGGAAAGCAGCUGAGCAUAGAGCUCAGAACCUGCUGAAAGAGCUGGAGCAGGAGAUAGCUGAGUUAAAAAAGCGGAGAACAGCACUGACACAGUUGGCUCUGACUGAAGACUAUGUACACUUUCUGAAGACGUUCCCCGCCCUGUCCACCCUUCCCCAAGCUAAGGAUUGGUCCAGUGCUUCUGUGGUGUCAGAGCUGUCCUCAGGGGUGAUUCUCAGAACUGUCAGUCACAUGAUGGAGCACUUUGAGGAAGAGAUGCGUAAACUGCAUGAAGUCUUAACAGGCCAGAGAUCCUCAUCAGACCAAUCUGUACCCAGGCCUAACCCAAAGGUAAGGAGGGUACAAGAAUAUGCAGCUGACAUCACUUUAGAUCCCCACACAGCCCACCCACGUCUCAUCAUCUCAGUCGAUGGGAAGCAGGUGCAAUGUGGUGACCGCCAUCAGCCACUACCAGACAAUCCGGAGCGCUUUGAUCGGGUGGUGUGUGUGCUGGCCCGGCAGGGCUUCAACUCAGGACGACAUUAUUGGGAGGUGGAGGUGGGAGAAAAGACUGACUGGGACAUAGGAGUGGCUAGUUGGUCUGUCAACCGAAAGGGCAAAAUCACUGUAAACCCUGCACAAGGCUACUGGUUCCUCAGCCUGCGUGAUCGGACCGAAUAUGCCUUCCGAACAGAACCCUCAACCAGCCUGACAGUCAACCCCAGGCCAUCCCGGAUUGGAAUCUAUGUGGACUGUGAUAAGGGAGUGGUGUCCUUCUACAAUGUGGAGGCCAGAGUGCUCAUCUAUACAUACACGGAUACAUUUUCUGAUACCAUCCAUCCAUUCUUCAGCCCUUGUACUAACAAGUCAGGAAGGAAUGAGGCUCCGCUAACCAUUUGUCCUGUUGCAAUGACAGAAUGAUAUAAGCCUGUAACUGAAGGAAAUCUCCAAUAAAUGCUUCCAUGUAUAUUGGACAAAGACUGAAACACAAAAACAUACCUCUUGAACAGAUUUGGUCACAACUGUAUUUCAUUCCUUCAUUGCAAUAGACUUGUGCCAUUUCAGGCUUGGAUGUGUCUGUGUAUAGCCCAGUAACAUUACUUUUAGGCUCAAAUGAACAGAAGCCAUUGUAUCUCUUCUAAUAUUAAGAAUCAUCAAGUUUGGUCCUCUUCAGUGGUGAAAAGUUCAUAUUUAUUAAUUAUUUAGUACUUCUAAGUAUUCAGACACAGCUCAAACGCAACAAAAUGCAAAAUAAACAGACUAGCAGCUUCUAGUUCAAAACACAGCCAUCAUUUCCAUGUUAGCAGCAUACUAUACAUGGUCAUAUAUAACAGAUGUAUUACAAGAAAUGCACUGAAAUCCAAGAUGGCGUCCAUUCAUAUAUUGAAGUUGCUCAUUCAAGACAUAUUCCAAAAUAUAUUUUCAGGCUUCACAUAUAGAGUGAAGUCCAUAGAGUGAGCAUACUAAAAUCCUUGUCUGGCUGAGCUUUGACUUCCUGUCGGCUUAUGUGAAUGGCAUUAAAAUAAUUUGCUGAUAUGUCUCAUCCAAAGUUCAAUUGUACUGGUCCUACUAGCUCAAAUUCUAAUAAUAGUUGCAACGCUUUUUGCCAGAUCAGAUCAGAUUAUUUAGCCAUAAUCUAUUAUUACUAUUAACUUCAAUGUCUCUGCCACUGAAACAAUCUAUUCAAGUGGUUUUAUGUACAGAAAUGCAAAAUUAAUUUAAAUACAGUCACUCCUCUGUUACAACUAUCCCAAUGUACAGGGGUCAUUGUAACAUAUGUAAAUUACAAUUAUUCAAUAAACACUAAAUGAAAAGAGUAUUUCUCAUUCACACUAAUGUAACUGUUGUUUUUUUUUCUUUAUUUGUUUUUUUCACACAGCAUGACACAGUUGAGAGCAUCACAAUUGUGGCAAGAUAUCAUUAGUUGAUGUUCAACAUGCUGAAUGCAAACACAUGUUUCAGACCAAGAGUAGUAAUUAACCUCUCUUGCAAUGUCAAGUGUUCUCGUAGUUUUGCAGACGUUUUGUUUACAAAGGUAGUCUAAGGUGAAAAUGCUUUUGGGCUACAGGGGAGUUACUGCUGAAGCAACGCAGUUGGCCACCGGGAUAAAUUUACAGCAAGGCCGAUUCAUCUUGACGUAUCUUGGUCUCUGAAUACACCCAUGGUUAACACGUAUGUUACUACUGUAUAAAAAUAUGUUUAUAACAUUGUAACAUUUAGCAUGUUAGCGUGAUCAAAGUUAACAUAAGCUAAGACCAAAGAUGUAUUCUGUUGCUGAACCAUGCCUUUGAGGAUGUCUUUAUUGAUUUUUUCACACAAUGAAAAAUAAAAGAAAGUGGAUGUGGUCUGUUCUAAAUCUACCCUCAGUGUGUUUAUGGACAAUGAGAUGAGAUGAAUUAUCAUAAAACUGUCAUGUAUUUAACUUAAACUAACUAAAAACUAUUAAAUCACUUCUUGUCUAUGUUA
Molecule: messenger RNA, 3723 nt
Organism: Scatophagus argus
Lineage: Eukaryota; Metazoa; Chordata; Actinopteri; Scatophagidae
Gene: btr01
Product: bloodthirsty-related gene family, member 1
Exons: 11
Coding region: 319-2178 (619 amino acids)
Molecular function (GO): protein binding; zinc ion binding
Source: RefSeq, a predicted model, not a curated record